AUGAUAAGUGUCAAGCUGCUGGGUGGCGCUGGUGUGCCAAUGGAAACUCUCCUCUCGUCUGGCUACAACGCCUCGACUCCCUGUUCAGCCGACAGUCACAGUAGCUGCUCUACACCGUUCCUUUCAGACAGUCGGUAUCAGUGGAGCAACAAAAGCUUUUCACGUUACUUGCAAUUCCCCAUCCUUCCCUGGUUUUGUUUUCUUGCCCUAUUUGUCCCAGUCAUGGCGGCGAGUGCGAAAAGAAAGCAGGAGGAGAAACACCUGAAGAUGCUGAGAGAAAUGACGAGUUUGCCUCCCAACAGAAAGUGCUUUGACUGCGAUCAGCGCGGCCCAACCUAUGCCAACAUGACGGUGGGGUCUUUCGUCUGCACCUCCUGCUCUGGCAUUCUGUAGGUACAAAUGUGAUUGAACGAGUGACCUUUUCAUUCCGCGUUGACAGGCCGCACUCAUGAUGCUAACUAGCUAGUUACUAGAUAGCUAACCGUUAGCUAGGUAGCUAGCUAUUCACCCCCCCCCCCCCCCCCCCCCCCGUCGUCUCUUUCCAUUUCGAUAUGAAAUUGUCUUGUGGGUUGGGUGUCUGCUGUGCUAGCUAUAUGUAAUUUAGCUAGAUUGAGCCAGAGUAACGCGAUAUAUCUAUUACAAUAAUAGGAUAGUUCGCUAACUAACCAGAUACAGCUAGCAUCUCUUAGGCUAGUAAGCUCGCUGGUGGCUAACUAGCUAGCCACAUAACGGCUAUUUACCGGUAGCUAGCUAACGUUAGCUGGCUCCAAUCAGUUAAACAGGUUACAGUAGUUAGCGAACUAACUGGAUGUGAAAGUGUUUAGGCGAGAAGUCAUACUGUGAUAUGUGUGUUUUGCAAUAGAUAAGUAUAGUUAAGAAACGUGUCACCUGCUUUCGUUUUCACACUGCAACCUGGACUGAGGGGUAGACGUAACAUAGUAAACGAAAAUCCGGGACACUCAAAAGAGUAUGAUAUGUUACUUUUGGUAUGCAGGUCUCUACGUUGACCUUUUUUUACAAGGAGUUAAAAAAUUUUGGUACAUAUAAUUAAAAAUAUUUGAGGGAAUAAAGCAAGAAUCCUUAAUUUAUUAGAUUUGAACACGCAACCUUUGGGUUGCUAGAUGUUCACUGGUAUGAUGCCAAAGUGCAUCAUGCCGGCUGUAUUUCUGUAUUUUGUAAGUUAUAUAUCUUAAACUUGAUUGCUGACAUGCAAAACAUUUUGCGACUAUAUCAACAAUGGACUAAUGAAACAAACACCAAAGGAUAGCUUUUGGGUGGUGUUUUUCUUAAGUAACCUUCUGUCUUAUGUAACCAUAACAAACAUAACACAUACUAAUAUGACUGUUCCGGAUUUUGGUAUACUAUGUUACGUGUAGUCUAUGAGACCAGCCUGCACACUAGCUAGCCAACUUUUUAGUCGACCACCCAGCUUCUUAUAGUUGACCACCCAGCUAGCUAUCGAGCCAGGCAAAGUUGACUACAUUAAAACAAGUGUCAUCAUCUAGGUAGGCAUUUGACUAUUUAACAUUCCCAUUGAAACCUAUUUUCUGUCUCACUAUUUAGUUAACAGUAUUUAUGUGAUGCAAGGUUGAUGCUGUACCUCUGGCUUGUACUGUUGUGUAACCAAGCAUCUGUAUAGCUUGGGAUUUGAGGAUUAGUGGGACUGAAGCUGUGUUUUUCUCCUCCCUACUACCACCAAAAUAAUGCAAUGUCCCAUUAUAUGUCAAAUAUUGUUGAGUAAAUGUAUUUAAAAGUAACACCACACAGGCAAAGAAAAAAACAACAAGAGAAUUUGAUGAUUUUAUGUGCCACUCAGCUAUUUAAUGUCAACGUGACCUUGUUUGUUCAGGAUCUGACAAUGUCUGGUGGUUGCAUGCAUGGUAAAGAAAAACCUGUUACAUACCUCAAACAGAGGACAUCACUGGUGUACUUAUUGUUCACCAUUUCCUGGUUUGCAGCUAGGUUGAAGAACAUUAGGUGUCUUCAACAGCAGCAAGCUUGUUUGUUUUUUCACCAUUGAAAGAAUUCCUGCUGACGUGUAAAUGAGAUGAAAAUGAAAAUUACCCCUCCUUGGUUUGCUAGCCUAUAAUAUUCUGCAGUAGAUCUAUAUGAUGUCAUGAUGCUAAUAUUUUCAUAAUCACUUGCAGAGCAUCUUUCCUCUCAGGUCUUUGGGGGGAUUUCAGUUUUUACUCUUGCUUACACAGUUAGGCUUAAAACCACCCAUGUUGUGCUAGUCAGUACAUUUGCAGAUUCUUCUCUAGCAUCAUAGUUUGUGUAUGAGGUUUGCUGUAGCCUUCUGCUGAACUCAAUCGCACCCAGUUUGCAUAGGCUAUACUGCAGAGCUAGGCUAUCAACCUUUAUCUCUCUCUGUCUGGAGGUUCUUGACACAAGUUCCUGAGCACCAGCCUCGCCCUUAGGACACAAGCGCACCACUGUUUGCCGUGCCCUUUGUGGAGACACUUGUCUAACCUUGUUCAGAAAGAAACGCAACCACAUUGGCCGUUAAUUCAAUAAGGUGUUCAUUGUAAUGUCCUGAUUACUUAAUCAAUGCUGCCUAGUGAGACGCCAGUCGCCGGGCUUCGCUUUCCUUCCUCAAUGCCUCACUGAGGUCAACCUGUCAUGGUCCAUUAGCGGAUAAUGGUUAGCUUAAUAAUGGCAGAAAAGGGGAAGUGUGUGUCCCUCCCUGACUCUCUAUUAAGUCCUUAAUAGCUCCAUUAAGAGGUAGGGGAACUGAGACUGACUUAUAUAAUAAAUGUACACAUAUAUGUUAUUCAAUCAUUUCAUCUAAAUUGCUUGCGCACGUCAACAACCAUUUGCGUAGCCAGGCGCAAAAAAUAUAACUUGGUUCUAUUUUUGACGCUUGACACACUGCAAGUCCAGCCUCUCCCAUCUCCUGAUUAGGUUUUAGGAGCAUAUACCCACGUGGGUGAACGAAAGCUGAACUGAGGUCCACACUCCAGUCCAGUUGGUGGUAGUAAUGCACCUUAAAGUUGGUUGCCAACCGCCAUAUAAAGUCCAUAGAAGAAGACUACUACUACUACUACUACUACUACUACUACUACUACUGAAGGAGGAGAGAUUACUAGAAACUAACAAUCAAUCAGUGAAUUAAUUGUCAAAGUAGAGAACACACAAUUUUAUGUGACUCAAAAUGGGUAAAAAUUCUACAAAGAUCCAGAAAAAAGGACCUUGUGCAUUUCAGGUAAAAUAACAACCCAAUGUUUAUAUCCCAGGACAAAUUAGCUAGCAACAGCAAGCUAGCUAGCUAAAUGUCCAUGACUGUUUCAUGUGUUUCGACCUGUCCGCAAAUUAAUAUAGUUGGUUCAGAGUUCGUUUUGAUAUUUCAACCUACGCGUCAGGAUCACGUCUGGUGUGGAUGGACAAAAUCAACAUGCGUGCUAUGGCGCACACGUGCCCGGUGUAGUCAGCAUGUUAGCUGCUUCCCAAUCUGGUUUUAAGAUGCACCUGUCUCCGUGUUGGGUUUGCCACGUCAGAAUUGUUCUCCUGCACCCCAAUGUUGGACAGUAGCCCCUUUCUCUUAUUACACACACUGGAUCGGUUUUAGGUAUGUACUUGCAUCAUUAGGUCUAGCCUAAGUGGUACUAUCUGGGUGGACUGUGUUUAUAAUGUCUUUGUUCUGGCAGCUAAGGUGUGUGUGUGCACUGGCGCGCACUUCAACUGAGAACACUGUGUGAGAAUCAUUGUCUCUCUAAUGGUUCUGCAGGGAUUCCACUGUGAAUUUCCCAGUGGUGCUGUGUGAUGGGGGAUAAUUGAGUUAUUUUCUAAGCACAGACACACAGGCUCUUCUGAAGAGUUUCACACUGUCUCUCAGACAAGCUGUGUAAUGUGAAAAAGAACCCAAGAUGGUAGCCAAAACUGUAAAGUGUAUGCUACCUAGUCUUACCUACCAAACAUAGCCCUAUAGGCUAGCCAUAUCAGGUAGGUUAUUAAUGUCUUGUCUAGCUAGUGGUCUAUACCUUGUUCCAAUGUAAUAACACAAUAGCUAGGUUGUCCUUCUUUAGUACUAGCAGGAUUGGAUUUGGUUUCACAGCAAAACAAUGAACUCACUCAUCUGACCUAUCCUCCUUUCUGCUGAUCAGGAUAUCCAUUUUACUUAUGCGGUUGAUCUGAGUCUUGUGCAAAUCUUUCUUGGCAGGACUGAGCGGUUCUAGUGUGGGGAAGUGGUGGCAUGGCCCAUUGGCCAUGUUUCGCAACAGCAGCAUGCAGGGUGGAUAAACAGGAAGUGGAGAAGUGCAGGAAGUUGCAUAUUGACUUCUUCUCUCACUUUGGUUCCCAGAAAGGGUAGAGGAGGUUAGCGGCGACUGAGAGACAUCAAAUUACUGUACGCGGGACAAUUUCCCAGACCCAGAUUAGUAUUUUUCCUGGAAAACACUUUCAGUGGGGACUCUGCAUGAGCAUGCUUUUUAGUCCAGGAGUAGGCUUAAUCUGGGUCUGGGAAACUUGCCCAUUGUGUUCUUUGAAACCCUUUUGUGUUGUAUGGUUGGAGCUUCCUGACAUAGGCUAAUGAUAGUGUUACAAGCUACUGGUGUAGGCCUAUAAUUUAAGGAUAUGUGUGUUUGUAUUUUUGAUAGGAUAGCGCUUAGUGCUGCUGGCAUGUCUAUCCUUCCCACACCCUGAUGGAUGGACCUCAGAAGAGGAUGAAGAGAAGCUGAAGGAAUGUGAGGGAAAUGUGACCAGUUCCACACCCAUCCUCCUCCUGUGCUCUGUCUCUUGUUAACCACAGGCACUUACUUUGUUGACCAGCCUUCCCUUCUACAGGAACCUACCUUAAAGACCCUCUGAGUCAAAGGUCAACUUCAACCUGUAACACAACACUAUUUCAACGCACAUUCAUAGGACUCUGCUGCUUGAUUGUGGCUGUCUUUCCUUCUGUUGAUCCUAAUGCCUUUUGAUUUAACUUGAGAUUAAUAGUUGGUUUUUGGUCUCUUCUCGUCAUCGAUUUGAGUAGUUAACUAGGCCAGUUAGUUAGGCUAACUCAUUUGAGUUGUUAACUAGGCCAAUUAGACUAACUGAUUUGAGUAGUUAACUACGCCAGAUAGGCUAACUCCGUUUAGUAGUUAACUAGGCCAGUUAGUAACUGAUUUGAGUAGGCUAACUGCUUGCCUACUUGUCAGGGGGGUCAGAGCCCGGGCACUUCUCGGCCCCUCUCCUCCCCGCCUGUGGCUUGUUUAAUGGGUGGGGUUGAAAUCUACUGUGUUAACACAUUCCAUAUGAAGGUGGAGAGGCUUUUCCCACUAGGAAUACAAUGUUUGUUGUAGAGGUUUCCUUACAGUAGGAAGUUACUAUUGGCCAUAGUUCAGGAACCAUAGUUAUUUUCUGACCACGUCAGGAUCUGGGUUCAGCACUAACAGUCCCUUUCUCUCAUCCUGGAGGAGUCAGUAUGCUAACGAUAGGCACCCCCCUGCUGGGUGUUUCAGCUCUCUCUACACAUACUGUGUGUGUUUGUCAGAGACGGAGAGAGACACAAAAUAGUGUGAAAGUUGACUUUAACAAUACCACUGUGUAUGCAAAUCAACUGUGUUUCACUCUAACCCCACACACACUCGCAGAGCGAUUUAAAAAGUGUCAGAAUUGUUCCAAUUGUGAUGUGAUGCCAUCCUAUUUCAGAGCUGGAGGGGUUUGGAACUCUCUCCCAGUAUCUGACCUACUUUCCUCCUCAUGAGGCUGUGAACUGAUCAUUCACAUGCCCCAGGCUCUACACACACACACACACACACACACACACACACACACACACACACACACAGUGAGAGAGUCACACACACACAAACACUCACUUCACCCUCAUGGUUGGCUAACUGGCCAGUCUGAGUAGAGAGAGAAGGUUGAGAAGUCAAAUGUUCCCCACACUAGUAGUCACAACUACACUGUCGGGUGUGCUGUACUUUGUGCCAGCAUGAACACGGUCGGAAUGAUCUGACGGGCUGAAUCAAAUCCAUUUAUUGGUCUGGGUCAUUGGUGCACUGCACACCGGAAAACAAGCAUUUCUCAAGUUCAGCUACUCCCUCCCCGUUUGGUCCGGUAACUUUCGCUUGGUGUCUGGUGAAUAAGACCUGAUCUGUGUGUGACAUAGAUUGACUGUAAUCUCAGUGUGAGACUUUGAUGUGUCAGUCACUCUAUUUGUGACAGAAAGUGUAUACACCCUGAAGCCGAAUAAUAGAUCUGAAUACACCUUACCAUUGAUGCAGCUGCAAUGCUAAAUUAUUACUUGGCUCUAGUCGAAUGCUAGUCUAAUACUAAUUGUAGACAACUACCCCUGUUUCCUACUCUGUCAUUGUUGUCUGCCAAUAGGUCAGUAAUUGAACCCAAUACACAGACCAGGGGUGUGACACCCUAUUUCCAAUCUAGUGUCACACAUUUUGACCAGGGCUCUCUGAAUGCGGCUCCAGUCAGUCAGUUGAUUGAGUGGUGGUGUAUAGAACUGAAGAUGGAAGGAAAUGGAUGGGCGGUUCAUAGAAAUACAAUGAGGUGAUCUACCAUUUGGGUGGGACUCGUCCUUAAUUUCAACAGAGGGCUAAAGGCAAGAGCAAUUAAUAAUUGAAGAACAGCCCUGGUCUUACACAGCACAGCAUCGCUCUCUCCCUCCCAGUUCUCUACAGCUUUUAUAUCUUUCUUAGGUCUCCAGGGAGAAUGUUUAGGCAAAGUGUGUGUGAGGACCACCAUUCGCAGAUCUUUUUUUAAAACAUUAAAUAUCUUGGCAUUCACAUGUUGUGAAUGUAAACAGGCCUAUUACUAUUAUUAUUAUUAUUAUUAUUAUAAACAAUGUGCAUUGUGAAAAGUAAUGUAAAAUUGUGUAUUAUACCAUUUAAUUCUGCCAACUGUUAUUAUUCUUAGAAGAAAAAUAAAAUAUAAAAACAAAACAUUACAAAAAAUUGCAGACCAGCUACAGUACCCCGGACCACAGGAUGAAAACCACUGGUCUAGAGCAAAUGUUAACAAGACCAAUCUCAUUAAGAAGUGCUGAGGCUCAGGUGACCUGAGUAACACAGGGUACAGUUUCACCUGUUCCUCAGCAGACUUCUUUUCUCCUCUCUUGAAAUGGCACGCACACAAGCACACAGGUGCAGAGCCGUGCACAGGAAAUGGAGGCAGGAAAGCAGCCUCCCUGAUGGCUCACUAACACAUCACAAGGGAACUCGAACACAUACUCUAAAAGCCCACACACUUUCAUCAAACACACACACACACAUAUACACCUAGGCUAAUGCUAACUCCCUUCAAGUGUAGCGGAGCUAGGUCACUCAACGAGCAUUGCAUUAUAAGUAACCUCGCAUGAGACUGAAAGACUAGUGUUGACUCUUAGAUCUAGGCCUACCAUUUAGGAUUAAGCUCAGUGAGCUAACACAGUCUUAUGUCUUGUGUGUCGUGACGGCAACCCGGGGUUCAGUAACCGUGUUGUUAGGCUAUACAAGGGUAGAAUUUAUCUCACUCUCUCUCUCGCUCCCUCGUGCUCCUUCACUCUCUCUCUCGCGCUCCCCCCGUGUUGUUAGGCUACACAAGGGAAGAAUUGCUCUCUCUCCGUCUCUCGCUCCCCCUCCUCUCUAGUGAUGUGUCUCUGUUCUGUCCUUGUCCCAGAUUCUACAGUAAUAAGCCCAGCAGAACUCAGCACGUUCCUAAUGAAUGUUUCCAGUCUGAGGAGGAGUCAGUACAGGGAUCUGGAUCUUAUCAUCCCAUCUAAUGGGAGGGCUCUUCAUGUGUGAUGCUUUACAAUUGAAUUAACCCCCUUCCCUCUUUCUCUCCCUCCUCCCCCUCUCUCGGCCAGAGGCGGGUCGUACUCCUCCCCCCAGGGGGGGGGAGGCCUACGCCUGCCCAUCUUCCCGCUUUAAUAGUAUCCUCCCCGCUCUCCUAUCUGCUCUCUUAAUAUCUCUCCUCUCCGCCCCAGGCGCUUUCAAGCGCCUCGCCACCCCGCCCCAUCCGCCUCGGUCACGCUCCUCCCCCCCCACCCCGCGUCAUCUCGCCUCCCCCGCCCCUCUCCCCCGUGCGUCCUCCUCUCCGCCCCUCGCCCAUCUCCCGUCCCUCCCCCCCGGAGGCAAGGAGCCGGGCCUCUACCUCAUCUCAUCGCUCCCUCGCGCUCUCCCACUCUCCCCUCUGUUCCGCUCAUCACCUCACUCUCCUCUCCUCCCCUCCCCCAUCUUCCUCUUCUUUCAUCUCUCCUCUCCUCCCCUCUCCCAUCUUCCUCUUCUUUCAUCUCUCCUCUCCUCCCCUCUCCCAUCUUCCCUUCUCUCUCUUCCUCCUUCCACUCCUCUUCUUCAUCUCCUCUCCUCCCCUCUCCCAUCUUCCUCUUCUUUCAUCUCUCCUCUCCUCCCCUCUCCCAUCUUCCUCUUCUUUCAUCUCUCCUCCCCUCUCUUCCUCUUCUUCAUUCUCCUCCCCUCUCCCAUCUUCCCCCCCAUUCCCUUCUCUCCUGUCCUCAGGCGAGGGCUGAACCCACCCCACAGAGUGAAGUCCAUCUCCAUGACAACCUUCACGCAACAGGAAAUCGAGUUCCUCCAGAAACACGGCAAUGAGGUAGGUCGGACUGUUGUCAACAUGGCUGAUGUCUGCCUGGGUCAUAUUCACUAGGAACCAAAGGGAAGCGAACAAGCCGAAAUAAAACACUGGUUUUUGUUUUCUGUUAUCACUGUCCAGCUCUUCCUGUUCUUAGCACCCUGAUGGAGAAUAGAAUGCAGAAACACAUAGGUUUAUAAUGAUAAAGAAGUUGUUUUUCUAGCCUGGUCCCAGAUCUGUUUAUGCUCUCUUGCUGACUUCUAUGCUGAUUGUGAUGGCCAGACACACAAACAGAUCUGGGACCAGGCUAGUAGCCUAUUCAACUUCCAUUGUCCUCCAAGCUAGGCCACCUUUCGUAUGUCCACCUUUUAAUCUAAUCACACCAGUCUAAGGAGCGCUGGCUGGCUGACUCCUUGCCCUCAAAGCCCUGAGAUUUAUUCUAACCCCAGAACAUGGAAUUCCAUCCUUUGUGUUCCAGAAUCCUAUAUGGCCGGCCUCACCCUAUCCCUCUUUUGGUUUUGGGUGACAUUCAACUGAUAUUUCCCUUAGUCCUGUAAAGUGGGAUUUGUGUGUUUGCUGAGAACAGCGUGGUGGCAUGCCGACCGGGUAGCGACGGCACAACAGACACAGAGCAGCUCUUUCAGGAGAUGGUGCUCUGAUGCUCUCUCAUGCGUUCCACACGUCUGGUUAUUUAUUUAGUUGGCCCUGACACCCCCCCCCCCCCCCCCCACACACACACACACACACACUUUAAUCUGCCAAGGAUUCCAAAUUGGAGUAAUGCGCUUCUGUUAGAUGAUAUGGGUGGUAGUGGUACAAAAUUGAACCUGUGCUUGUCCUUGAUGCUGUUCUGCAGGCUAUGUGUGUCAGGUGCUUUAUGUGAGAAGAAUAUUCUAAGCCUAUUGGAAACAUCGACACAAGCCUUGUAAGACAUGCAUUAUCUUCAGCCUUGACUUUACUGUCUGCUGCUGUCUGUCCUCUUUUUAUAGUCUGUGUCUCUUCUUUCUCUCUCUCUCUCUGUCCAUCUGUCUAUAUCUCUAUGUUUCAGUAUGUAUUCUGUUGUUUGUUUGCUUCUAAUUGUAAAAUCCUAGGUGUCCAUGUGUACUGUAACAUCUCUUAGCACUUGGCAAGUUGGCUGUAGAGCUCUCCAUUUCCGGGCUCCCAAGAGACACCCUGGAAUGUUCCUGAAUGUGCUACAUUCUGCUGCUGCUCUCUUGGCCUGGAGGGGUUGAAGGCUUUUCUCUCUCUCUUUCAUGUUUGUCUUUUUCCUCUGUAAAGGGGAUGAACCACAUCUUCUGAUUUGCCUGUGACUUUUAUUAUCCUUGAAUUUUUCACCAAACCUGUUUUUCUGCUGUCUCUGUCCGUCCCCUCUCUCGUCUGUCUUCUCUAGUCAUGCAAACAGAUAUGGCUGGGGCUUUACGACGACAGAACCGCCUCCAUACCGGACUUUAGAGAACCCCAGAAAGUCAAGGAGUUCCUUCAGGAGAAAUACGAGAAGAAGAGAUGGUGAGAGGCUGCUGUAGAGUAGAGUCCAUAGGGCUCUGGCCAAAAGGAGUGCACUAAAAAGGGAGUAGGGUGCCGUUUGGGACACUUCGCUCCACUGCAUGAGAAAGCCCUAGAGACGGGCAGCUCACUGAAGUUGGCCUUCGAGCAGCAAGGCACUUUGCAUCAGUAACAACCCAGGUGUAUUUAGUGGAUGAUAUCUAGGUUACUGUUAAUUGGAAUCCAAAAGGAAAGUAGAAUAUUUACACACAUCUAAAAACUGUCAUACCAGUCGGCAUAGCGGGACAAGAAAGCAAGAAAGAGGGUGACGGCAAAAGAAAGCCAGCACAACGGUAUGUGUUGCUAUGGUGAUUUCAGUUAACACACAGUGCAAAUCAACAUCCGGUAGAAAACAACGCUAUGACAGAUGGCAAAUGUUGAAAUAUUUGAGUCCCGGCUACCAUGGCGGCUGACGGCAUUCACCGUUGUGCCCUCAUUGAAAACCAUGACAUCCGGUUUGCCGUCUACCUCGUACCAUCUAAACGCUGCAUAAAGGUUCUCACAGGAGCAGACAUUUACAGACUUUACUUUCAAAGCCCAACAUCUUUAGAAUGAAUGUUCAGGACCUGUAUGCACAAAGAGUAGGAGUGCUGAUCCCCCUGUCCAUGUAAUCUUAUUCAUUAUGAUCCUAGAUCAGCACUCUUACUCUGAGAUGCUGGGUUAUAGGAGUCAAUUUGAAUUAAAGUCUGUGUUGCUGUGUAAUCAAUUGAACACCAUUGUUGUUGUGAUUAGGUUUGUUCCCCCGGAGCAGGCCAAAGUGGUGGCUUCGGUCCACGCCUCCAUCUCAGGCUCGUCAGCCAGCAGCACCAGCAGCACCCCCGAGGUCCGACCCCUCAAAACACUGCUGGGGGAGUCAGCCCCCACCCUGCACCUCAACAAGCACACACCCAGUCAGGUAAGAGACACACACACACACACACACACACACACUGGUUACUCAGCUGGCUGAUAACAGGCCAUACAAUGUUUUCCCUGACCAAAUCAUAUCAUAUAUUGUUGAUCAUAUAUACAUAUUUAGCAUAUGUUAUUGCGGGUGUAGCUACAUGCUUAUGUUCCAAGCUCCAACAGUGCAGUAGUAUCUAACAAUACAACAAAUGUAAAAGUAAAAUCAUGGAACUAAGAAAUAUAUAAAUAUUAGGACGAGCAAUGUCAGAGUCUAGAGUAUAUAUAUAUAUAUAUAUAUAUACACACACACACACACACAGUACCAGUCAAAAGUUUGGACACACCUACUUCCAGGGUUUUUCUUUAUUUUUUACUAUUUUCUACAUUGUAGAAUAAUAGUGAAGACAUACAAACUAUGAAAUAACACAUGGAAUCAUGUAGUAACCCAAAAAGUGUUAAACAAAUCAAAAUAUAUUAUAUAUUUGAGAUUCUUCAAAUAGCCACCCUUUGCCUUGAUGAUAGCUUUGCACACGCUUGGCAUUCUCUCAACCAGAUUCAUGAGGUAGUCACCUGGAAUGCAUUUCAAUUAAAAGGUGUGACUUGUUAAUUUGUGGAAUUUCUUUCCUUCAUAAUGUGUUGGAGCCAAUCAGCUGUGUUGUGACAAGGUAGGGGGGGUAUACAGAAGAUAGCCCUAUUUGGUAAAAUACCAAGUCCAUAUUAUGGCAAGAACAGCUCAAAUAAGCAAAGAGAAACGACAGUCCAUCAUUACUUUAAGGUCAGUCAAUACAGAACAUUUCAAGACCUUUGAAAGUUUCUUCAAGUGCUAUGAUGAAACUGGUUCUCAUGAGGUCCGCGACAGGAAUGGAAGGCCCGGAGUUAUCUCUGCUGCAGAGAGUUAACAGCCUCACAAAUUGCAGCCCAAAUAAAUGCUUCAAAGAGUUUAAAUAACAGACACAUCUCAACAUCAACUGUUCAGAGGGGACUGUGUGAAGCAGGCCGUCCUGGUCGAAUUCCUGCAAAGAAACCACUACUAAAGGACACCAAUAAGAAGAAGAGUCCUGCUUGGGCCAAGAAACACGAGCAAUGGACAUUAGACCGGUGGAAAUGUGUCGUUUGGUCUGGAGUCCAAAUUUGAGAUUUUUGGUUCCAACCGCCGUGUCUUUGUGAGACGCGGUGUGGGUGAACAGAUUAUCUCUGCAUGUGUAUUUCACACCGUAAAGCAUGGAGGAGGAGGUGUUAUGGUGUGGGGGUGCUUUGCUGGUGACACUGUUCGUGAUUUAUUUAGAAUUCAAGGAACACUUAACCAGCAUGGCUACCACAGCAUUCUACAGCGAUACGCCAUAUCAUCUGGUUUGGGCUUAGUGGGACUGUCAUUUGUUUUUCAACAGGACAAUGACCCAACACACCUCCAGGCUGUGUAAGGCCUAUUUUACCAAGAAGGAGAGUGAUGGAGUGCUGCAUCAGAUGACCUGGCCUCCACAAUCCCCCGACCUCAACCCAAUUGAGAUGGUUUGGGAUGAGUCGGACCGCAGAGUGAAGGAAAAGCAGCCAACAAGUGCUCAGCAUAUGUGGGAACUACUUCAAGACUGUUGGAAAAGCAUUCCAGGUGAAGCUGGUUGAGAGAAUGCCAAGAGUGUGCAAAGCUGUCGUCAAGGCAAAGGGUGGCUAUUUGAAGAUUCUCAAAUAUAAAAUAUACUUUGAUUUGUUUUACACAUCUUUUGUUUACUACAUGAUUCCAUAUGUGUUAUUUCAUAGUUUUGAUGUCUUCACUAUUAUUCUACAAUGUAAAAAAUAGUACAAAUAAAGAAAAACCCUGGAAUGAGUAGGUGUGUCCAAACUUUUGAUUGGUAGCGUAUACAGUUGAAGUCAGAGGUUAUACACUUAAGUUGGAGUCAUUAAAACUCGUUUUUCAACCACUCCACAAAUGUCUUGUUAUCAAACUAUCGUUUUGGCAAGUCGGUUAGGACAUCUACUUUGUGCAUGACACAAGUAAUUUUUACAACAAUUGUUUACAGACAGAUUAUUUCACUUAUAGUUCACUGUAUCACAAUUCCAGUGGGUCAGAAAUGUACAUACACUAAGUUGACAGUGCCUUUAAACAGCUUGGAAAAUUCCAGAAAAUGAUGUCAUGGCUUUAGAAGCUUCUGAUAGGCUAAUUGACAUCAUUUGAGUCAAUUGGAGGUGUACCUGUGGAUGUAGUUCAAGGCCUACCUUCAAACUCAGUGCCUCUUUGCUUGACAUCAUGGGAAAAUCAAAAGAAAUCAGCUAAGACCUCAGAAAAAUAAUUGUAGACCGCCACAAGUCUGGUUCAUCCUUGGGAGCAAUUUUCAAAUGCCUGAAGGUACCACCUUCAUCUGUACAAACAAUAGUACGCAAGUAUAAACACCAUGGGACCACCAGCCGCCAUACCGCUCAUGAAGGAGACGCGUUCUGUCUCCUAGAGAUGAACGUACUUUGGUGCGAAAAGUGCAAAUCAAUCCCAGAACAACAGCAAAGGACCUUGUGAAGAUGCUGGAGGAAACAGGUACAAAAGUAUCUAUAUCCACAGUAAAACAAGUCCUAUAUCGACAUAACCUGAAAGGCCGCUCAGCAAAGAAGAAGCCACUGCCCCGAAACCACCAUAAAAAAGCCAGACUACGGUUUGCAACUGCACAUGGGGACAAAGAUCGUACUUUUUUGAGAAAUAUCCUCUGGUCUGAUGAAACAAAUAUAGAACUGUUUGGCCAUAAUGACCAUCGUUAUGUUUGGAGGAAAAAGGGGGUAGCUUGCAAGCCGAAGAACACCAUCCCAACCGUGAAGCACGGUGGUGGCAGCAUCAUGCUGUGGGGGUGCUUUGCUGCAGGAGGGACUGGUGACUUCACAAAAUAGAUGGCAUCAUGAGGAUGGAAAAUGAUGUGGAUAUAUUGAAGCAACAUCUCAAGACAUCAGUCAGGAAGUUAAAGCUUGGUCGCAAAUGGGUCUUCCAAAUGGACAAUGACCCCAAGCAUACUUCCAAAGUUAUGGCUUAAGGACAACAAAGUCAAGGUAUUGGAGUGGCCAUCACAAAGCUCUGAUCUCAAUCCUAUAGAAAAUGUGUGGGCAGAACUGAAAAAGCGUGUGCGAGCAAGGAGGCCUACAAUCCUGACUCAGUUACACCAGCUCUGUCAGGAGGAAUGGGCCAAAAUUCACCCAACUUGUUGUGGGAAGCUUGUGGAAGGCUACCCAAAACGUUUGACCCAAGUUAAAUAAUGUAAAGGCAAUGCUACCAAAUACUAAUUGAGUGUAUGUAAACUUCUGACCCACUGGGAAUGUGAUGAAAUAAAUAAAAGCUGAAAUAAAUCAUUCGCUCUACUAUUAUUCUGACAUUUCACAAUCUUAAAAAAAAAGUGUUGAUCCUAACUGACCUAACACAGGGAUUCUUUACUAGGAUUAAAUGUCAGGAAUUGUGAAAAACUGAGUUUAAAUGUAUUUGGCUAAGGUGUAUGUAAACUUCCGACUUCUACUGUAUGUGUGUAUGUGAUGGGAUGUAUAGACAUUAUGAUUGGAUGUAUAGACUGUUUUUGGUCAGGUCAGGUGUUCAGGAAACCCUUCUCGCUCUAGUAGUCAAAACAUAUCUCUGUGAGUUGCUUUCAACAAGAUAACCAGUGUGAAGUGCGGAUAUCUCUGUGAGGUAACUGGGUCAUGUUUAGCACGAAAUGGAGUGAAACAGGGAGGUUCCAUCCGAACUUCUGUCUAAUUAGAAAUGCCUGUUUUUGUUUUCUGUUGCAAAGCGUUUUGAUACGGCAUGCCCUAAUGAACACAGCCCUGUUGUCUCUGCAGUCUCCGGUGGGGAGUCGUGUGGCCCAGGCCCUUCAGCUGAGCCAGCAGCAGUUCCACGACAAGAAGUUUGACCUCCUCAGCGACCUGGGCGGAGACAUUUUCGCCGCUCCAUCCCACUCGCAGACGGCAGCAGGCUUGGCGGCCAACUUUGCCAACUUUGCACAUUUCAACAGUCACCCAGGUAAGCAGGAGGAGUGUCACAUGCUGCACCGGACCCUGGAGCGGUCACUACACCUUGAGUCAUUAAAAUGCUGGGCACAGUGGUUACAUCUACUGCAUAGUGCAUGGAGUUAAAUGGUCAAUGAUUUACUCAUACUUAUGGAAUUAGAAAAAGUAAAUUUCCUGAAAAAUAUUUGGGUGCUUUCUUCAGCUGUCCAAAAGUGUGUUUUAUGGUAGUGGGAGAAGCUUUAGAGACUUUAUGGUUUCCUUAAUUUCAAGAGUAUUGCCCAUCACUUUUUUUUUUACCACACCUUGACAGGACCCCCCCCCCCCCCCCCAAAUCACACUGGUCUAUGUAAGGCAUCGCCAGACACUAUAGAAUUCUCACAGGGCUAUGGGCGGUCAGUCUCCAUGGUUACUAAUGAGGCCAACGUGAAGCUGUUAGCGUGUGUUUGCUCAGAGGAUAAUGUAUUCACAUCCUCAAAGAGCCAUAAAGUUCUACCUUAAUGUAGUGUGGGCAGAAAGGCAGCACCAAGUAAGCACACAUGAGGCUUAAAGACACACACACACUCAAAAAAGGCACAUCACAAUUAUACUUAAAAUUAUAUUUUUUGAAAAUAUAAAAUGGACAAUAAUAAUAAUAAUAACAAUAACUUACACACUUAUCAAAAGUACUAUACCUAGCAAUCCUUUCCUAUCCUAUCUUUCUACUACUUUGACAAAAUAAAUCAGAGAUUCACAGGAAGCCCAUCUCUACAGCCAACUCCCAUCACCCCCGGAUGGCUUCCAGUUUCACCAUCUCUUUAUCAGAAAAUACUUGUAAAACUCCAUCCUCGUAGAACUCCAUCCUGACUUUUCUAUAGAACUCCACCUUGCGUAUCAUCUCCAUGCGCUUGUGGAACAGAUGUUGUUUCUCCUGCUCAGGCAGGUGCUGGUUGUGGUAGCAGAAGCUGGCCAUGUUUAGGGACUUCCAGUAACACUCACAAUGCCAGAUCUCUGAGAAAAUGGGGAGGACCUGACGUAAAGUUACAAUAAAACCAUGUAUCUACAUGGAAUUUGAGAAAUACACAAUAAUAAGCCAAAUCAAAACAGAAAUGAACCAAAUUAUGAUAAGAAUACAGUAUUUGAUGCUUACCAUUGUUGAUGGAAUUUGAAGUUCUUGCAGGAAGAUACUGAUGUCUCUGUGCCAUCCAUGGAACGGACUGGUGAAAUCGCUGGGUGUUAAAGUUAGUUAAUUUAUAAAACAAUUUAUAAUCUUACAUAGCAGAAGCAAGUCGCACGUCUAGUCUUGAGGUUGUUGCCACCAAAACUGAGUUCCAAGUCAACAUUGGUGCCUGUCAACCAAACGUUCUAACAUUCUAAAUUCUACUGAAGUUGCUCUUCAAAAUUGUGAUAUCAUUAUAUUCUAAUGUAAUUGUAUUCUUAUGAAUAGAAUCACCAUGGCAAAGAAAUAAAAUGAGUUUCAAAUCAACACUUGUUACUCUUACCAACCAAAUAUUCUAAAUUCAAAGAUUCUACCAUAGAGAUCCUACUAAAUAUGAAUCAAAUCAAAUGUUAUUUGCCACAUGCGCCGAAUACAACAGGUGUAAACAUUACAGUGAAAUGUUUACUUACUAGCCCAUAACCAACAAUGCAUUUUUGUAAAAAAUAAAUAAAAUAGAAGUGUUAAGUAAAAAAUAAAUAAAAGCAAAUAACUAAAGAGCAGCAGUAAAAUAAAAUAACAGUAGGGAGGCUAUAUACAGGGGGGUACCGGUGCAGAGUCAAUGUGCGGGGGCACCGGCUAGUCGAGCUAAUUGAGGUAAUAUGUACAUGUGGGUAGAGUUAAAGUGACUAUGCAUAAAUAAUAAACAGAGUAGCAGCAUGUAAAAGAGGGGGGUGGGGGUGGGGGUGGGAGGGCAGUGCAAAUAGUCCGUAGCAAUGAUUAGCUGUUCAGGAGUCUUAUGGCUUGGGGGUAGAAGCUGUUGAGAAGCCUUUUGGACCUAGACUUGGCGCUCUGGUACCGCUUGCCGUGCGGUAGUAGAGAGAACAGUCUAUGACUAGGGUGGCUGGAGUUUUCAGGGCCUUCCUCUGACACCGCCUGGUAUAGAGGUCCUGGAUGGCAGGAAGCUUGGCCCCAGUGAUGUACUGGGCCGUACGCACUACCCUCUGUGUAGUGCCUUGCGGUCGGAGGCCGAGCAGUUGCCAUACCAGCCGGUGAUGCAACCAGUCAGCAUGCUCUCGAUGGUGCAGCUGUAGAACUUUUUGAGGAUCUGAGGACCCAUGUCAAAUCUUUUCAGUCUCCUGAGGAGGAAUAGGCUUUGUUGUGCCCUCUUCACGACUGUCUUGGUGUGUUUGGACCAUGAUAGUUCGUUGGUGAUGUGCACACCAAGGAACUUGAAGCUUUCAAUCUGUUCCACUACAGCCCCGUCGAUGAGAAUGGGGGCGUGCUCAGUCCUCUUUUUUUUUUCCCUGUAGUCCACAAUCAUCUCCUUUGUCUUGGUCACGUUGAGGGAGAGGUUGUUAUCCUGGCACCACACGGCCAGGUCUCGGACCUCCUCCCUAUAGGCUGUCUCAUCGUUGUUGGUGAUCAGGCCUACCACUGUUGUGUCGUCAGCAAACUUAAUGAUGGUGUUGGAGUCGUGCCUGGCCAUGCAGUCAUGGGUGAACAGGGAGUACAGGAGGGGACUGAGCACGCUCCCCUGAGGGGCCCCCGUGUUGAGGAUCAGCGUGGCAGAUGUGUUGUUACCUACCCUUACCACCUGGGGGCGGCCCGUCAGGAAGUUCAGGAUCCAGUUGCAGAGGGAGGUGUUUAGUCCCAGGAUCCUUAGCUUAGUGAUGAGCUUUGAGGGCACUAUGGUGUUGAACGCUGAGCUGUAGUCAAUGAACAGCAUUCUCACGUAGGUGUUCCUCUUGUCCAAGUAGGAAAGGGCAGUGUGGAGUGCAAUAGAGAUUGCAUCAUCUGUGGAUCUGUUGGGGCGGUAAGCAAAUUGGUUUCUGGGAUAAUGGUGUUGAUGUGAGCCAUGACCAGCCUUUCAAAGCACUUCAUGGCUACAGACGUGAGUGCUACGGGUCGGUAGUCAUUUAGGCAGGUUAUCUUAGUGUCCUUGGGCACAGGGACUAUGGUGGUCUGCAUAAUUCUAUGAAUUCUACCAACUUUGCUUUGGUUGAUUUUGUAUUUUUAUUAUUCAGAAUUGCCAUGAUGAUGAGAAAGCGUGAAAUGAAUGGAUGUACUGUGCUUCAUUUAAAAUCUGUUUUACAUUGAACCCAGACAGUGGCACACACACUAGAAGGGAACAUGAGCUUAGGUUCAGGGCAGUGCCCUAUGGGAGAAGGUGGACCUGUAAUCAUCACAUCCAUUUUUGGUUUGUCAUUGUCAUCUGGUGCCAGUCUGUCAUUAGCUCCAUCUAGUUUAGUUCCAUAUCCCUCAAUGUGUCAUUUCUGUGGGUUCAUCCCAAAUGGCACCCUAUAACCUAUGUAGUGCACUACUUUUGACCAAGGUGCUCUGGUUAAAAUUAGUGCGCUAUAGGAAUAGGGUGCCAUUUGGGUUGCAGUCUGUGUCAUAUGUGACCGUUAAUCAUCUCAUUCAUUGUUUCUUGUUUUGUUUGUCCUUUUUGAUUUUAUGUGUGUUUGACCCGCGGACAAACCUCCAGCUGCUCAGAACGCAAACGCAGACUUUGCUAACUUUGAUGCAUUUGGGAGCGCGGGUCCAUCGGGUGCUUUCCCCUCGGCACCCCAAGCCCCCUUCCAGACCUCACAUACAGGUAGAGCAUGUUCCAUUCACCUGCCUCGAUCUCACACACACACUCACAUGUUCACAUACUCUCUCUCUCUCUGUCUCUCUCUCUCUCUCUGUCUCUCUCUCUGUCUCUGUCUCUCUCUCUCUCUCUCUCUCUCUCUCUCUGUCUCUCUCUCUGUCUCUCUCUCUCUCUCUCUCUCUCUCUCUCUCUCUCUCUGUCUCUCUCUCUCUCUCUCUCUGUCUCUCUCUCUCUCUCUUUCUCUCUCCGUUACAUGCUCACACUCACAUCAGUUCACUCACUCCUACUUGUCAUGCUUUUUGUGUCCAUUUUGUCUGUGUUGUUGUUUAUGUUAGGAGACAGAUCUCCAUAUGAUUUGUCUACUGUCUUUAUCUGUCCCUUGUGUUUGUCUGUCUAUGUCACUCACUGUCUCUCCUCCCCAUUCUCACAGUCCUGGUCCAUGGCUCCACGCCACUCCAUUCAUUUCAUCACUCUCAUUGGCUCUGUAUUUGCUAGCUGGCUCGCUGGCUGCUCAAGGCACACACUCAUUCACUGGCUAGUUUCCCCAUCCAUUGUCAAGGGAAUUCAUUUUGAAUGUACCACACCGCCCUCUGCUGGAGACUAAUGCCUGCAGUCUACAGAUGACCUCUUGACUUCUACAUGGUGGUGGAUGGGAAAGCACUGGUCUCUGGGUGCAUCUCAACACUCAACAGUGGCGUCCUCUCCUUGUCUCCUUUCCUUCAUCCGCACUGAUCUGAAAGAAUCAAACAAAUGUACAGUUAGACCGCUAUCUGUCAUGUCUGCUUUCACCUAUCCUAUAUGUUUUCAGAUCUGCACAGAUGAGGAAACAAGGAGAGGAAACCACUUUAGACUUGAGAUGCAUCCCCUCUCUCUCAAGACUCCUGCUCUCACUCACACUGAUCACUACACUGCCUGGCCUGGCCUCCGCUUUCACACUGACUCCAUUCGCUCUGUUAUGAUUUCAUUUUGCUUUUGGGUGAUGUUCACACACUUUUUUUCCCCCUUUUGGUUGAUAUUUCUUUCUGUUUUUUCCCCCACCCUGUCUCUCUGGUACUCAUUCCCCCCCCCCCCCCCCCCCCCCCCGCUCCCCUCCUGUUUUGGCUGCAAGCGUUCACGUCCCUCUCAUCCAGCCGCAGUGUGGGUGAGUUUGCCACCGCUGGCACUGCUCUACCUCACCCGGGUGCAGGUGCUCACAGUAAGUUCUCUCCAUCUCACUGGGCUCAGCCUCUAGCUAACACCUAACUGCCCUUUCUCCCCUCUGUCUGUCUGGUAGGCUCUAAGGGUUUUCCCAUAUCAAUGUCUGUGGUUGUUCCUAUUGAUGUGUGUGUGCCUGUCUGUCUGUGGAUGCGUGUGUUGUAUGCUCUUUGGUGUUUGCUGACCUGUUCAUAUCCAGAAGUACAGGGCCAUUGGUGCAAAAUAACAUGAUGUCAUGCAGUCUAAACUGCAGCCAGCUAUUGAAAGAAAAGAUGGCCAACUAUUACCUCAGCCUCUGGAAUUCUUAUCCUGCAGAAGAUCAUCUUCAGAAUGAUUUGAAAGAUAUUUCUCCACCUAUGUAUUGUACUAAGAUCUUGUAACAGUGUAGGUAAUUCAGUAAUUCACUGUAGAUGUAUUAAUUUGUCAGACAGGAGCGUAGACAGGAUUUCGUAUUCCAUAGGAACAGUCAGGUUCUACCCUCAAACCACUCCCAGUGAAGUGAUGCUUCUUCUCUUUCUUUACCUCAACUCUCACUCUGUUUCCUCAGACAGUGACCAACCUCAGUUUCGGUGCCUAACUUAUCCUCAGGGUAAGAACAUUGUUAAGAAAGGCAACAAUCAUCCUACAAACACACUUGAAGCCACUGUGUGGCUCUUGUGACAGUCAGACUAAGGACCAUGACUGCUGUUGGGCUCAUUUCAAGUCUGACACAGUUGACUCCAUUCGAUCUGGGGCCUCCUGUAGCUCAGUUGGUAGAACAUGGCGCUUGCAACGCCAGUGUUGUGGGUUCGAUUCCCACGGGGGCCAGUAUGAAAAAAUGUAUGCACUCACUAAAACUGUAAGUCGCUCUGGAUAAGAGCGUCUGCUAAAUGACUAAAACCUAAAAUCUUAUACUACUCAACAUUAUAAUGCAGAUCCUUUCCACUGAUUUCAGGUCAGAUGAAGCACAGUGCUGUUGUAAAUGAAAGAUGACACUGCUGUACAUCCAGUAGCACACAGUGUUCAAUCCAGCCCCCCAGAUUUCCGCUGCAUGGUCAGGAACACACACCCAGGCCCCUAUUAUGUGACUCCUCUCUGUCAUCUCUUUCUCUCUCGCAGGUAGCACGUCCUCGGGGGGCCUAGCUAACUCUAGCAAUUUAGUUAAUUUUGACCACUUCGCCAAAUCCUGUAGCGCCGACUUUGGAUUCUUCAGUUCCUCUUCCCAGUCCCAGAGCCAGAGGAACUCCUCCACCGCAGGACUGCCCAAUGGGCUGGUAGACAGAGACAGCGGCACUACUAGCGUCCCCACCGAUAGAUACGCAGCUCUUUCUGACCUGGAUACCAUCUUUAGCUCUGCCAAAACGGAGCAAGGUAAACCUCUCCCUGCUGCGAGCCAGCCUCCACUCACAGACUUCAAGAUGCAUCAAGUAGAGUGAGUUUGCUAUCGGGUUGGGGAUGAUGAGCUCAUGCAUGGUGUAGAAUAGAUAAAGUCCGGGUCCCAUCCUUUCUAAACCAGCAGUUACAGUGGGUCUUCGUUUAAAAGCCACAGCACAGCUUGCGGGAUGCUGCAGAAUGGUAUGGCAUUUUGGAGUGCAUGAUGUCAUAGUAUUUUACUGUCCGCCAUUGUUGCUAUUAGUGCUAGUUCAACCACCAGAGGGCGUCUUUGAGGGCGUCUUUUUGAAGCUUGUUGGUGCUUGCUUAUUUUUCCCAAUAAUCCUACAGAGGUCCGUGCAGGCCAGACGUUUUGAUUGCUAUACCCUAUCCAAAAGAGCAUAUUCCAAGGUUUUUAAUUAAGCUAGUUUUGCCAAACAACACAAAAUGUUUUCAAAAUCGAACGUUUUCCUAGAAUAACCACAGCUCCAUGCCUACUGAUGACAAUCAGCAAAUACCCAUUUGUGGAAAAUAUCCUCAGCUACUAUAGCACAGAUAAAUACAUUUUAAAACAUGCUAUUCUGUUCUUUUGAAAUACAUUGUCUUAGUACCAUGUUUUUUAUGACCUCCCUAAACAAGAUAUUAAUAGACUUCUUUGUGAUUGUGUAUAUUACAUUGAUUUAAUAGACGGGUGGCUAUUGGUAGGCUACUCAUCAAGUCCCGGCUAUUGGCACUUUGAGGAUUAAAUUAUCAGAAAGUUUUAGUCUUUUAGGGUAUUUAUCUCAAUGUAGGCCUACUGCUAGAGUGUAAAAUACACAUAUUUAGGAAAAGUCAGGGACAGGUGGGUUCAAGGAUUUGAUUGAAGUGAAGUUAUUGAAAUGGCAUGGAGCUGUAGGCCUAUGAGUCCCGUUCACUGUAGCUGUCUUAACGUAACUUACUUAUUGGCAUAAAGGCCUACUUCAUUGUAUCAAUCAUUCAUUCAUUUGUGCAUGUCAUCACACAGCAUACAAGUCAUCCAUGUCUUUAAAUACAAUCAAGCAUUUUAGUUAUAAAACGAAAUAACAAAGGGAGACUUGAAUAAUUAAACGUUGAAUGAACCGCAACAUGUCGGCUUAAGCGAUUGAAUUCACGAAUGCAUUUGACUGUUUUUAAUCUUGGCAGUACUAAAGACUUUAAAACCAUUUUUUGUUAGAACAGAAUAUAUGGGAAUGAUUAUAAUUUGUUUGUAAAAGAUAAAUUAUUGUAUUUGUUGUGCUGUUUAUACUGUUAUAAAUGUAGCUUAAUGAAAUGGAUUAAUAUUAUGGUGUUUCUAUUCCAAGAAAAAAUGAAAAAUGCAUUUUACAGUAGCCUAUGUAGGCCUCAGGGUUUCCGUUAGGAAAAUGUGGCGCUGUACAACGUGACUGGUCGGGAGUAGGCUACUUAGCGACUGCGAGUGAAGAGCAAAAUAAUCCUAACAUUUCCACAGCCAAAUUGUAGGCUAACCAAUAUCCAAAGUGAGGUUCAGUGAAAAUAAAAAUCUGAUUGAUUUUUAUCAAGACCAGUCCCCAUGCUUGUCUCAAAGCAGCGCGAAACGGUGCUGAAAUAGUUGGCCACAUGUAAUUGAUCUCAGGUGCAUCCUGUUUCCAUUGAUCAUCCUUGAGAUGUUUCUACAACUUGAUUGGAGUCCACCUGUUGUAAAUUCAAUUGAUUGGACAUGAUUUGGAAAGGCACACAACUGUCUAUAUAAGGUCCCACAGUUGACAGUGCAUGUCAGAGCAAAAACCAAGCCAUGAGGUCGAAGGAAUUGUCCGUAGAACUCAGAGACAGGAUUGUGUCGAGGCACAGAUCUGAGGAAGGGUACCAAAACAUUUCAGCAGCAUUGAAGGUCAUCAAGAACACAGUGGCCUCCAUCAUUCUUAAAUGGAAGAAGUUUGGAACCCCCAAGACUCUUCCUAGAACUGAGCAAAUGGGGGAGAAGGGCCUUGUUCAGGGAGGUGACCAAGAACCCGAUGGUCACUCUGACAGAGCUCCAGAGUUCCUCUGUGGAGAUGGGAGAACCUUCCAGAAGGACAACCAUCUCUGCAGCACUCCACCAAUCAGGCCUUUAUGGUAGGGUGGCCAGACAGAAGCCACUUAUCAGUAAAAGGCACACGACAGCCCGCUUGGAGUUUGCCAAAAGGCACUUAAAGGACUCUCAGGCCAUAAGAAACAAGAUUCUCUGGUCUGAUGAAACCGAGAUUGAACUCACGUCUGGAGGAAACCAGGCACCGCUCAUCACCUGGCCAAUACCAUCCCUACGGUGAAGCAUGGUGGUGGCAGUGUCAUGCUGUGGGGGUGUAUUUCAGCGGCAGGGACUGGGAGACUAGUCAGGAUCGAGGAAAAGAUGAACGGAGCAAAGGACAGAGAGAUCUUUGAUGAAAACCUGCUCCAGAGCGCUCAGACUGGGGAGAAGGUUCACCUUCCAACAGGACGACGACCCUAAGCACACAGCCAAGACAACGCAGGGGGGGGCUUCGGGUCAAGUCUCUGAAUGUCCUUGAGUGGCCCAGCCAGAGCCUGGACUUGAACCCGAUCGAACAUCUCUGGAGAGACCUGAAAAUAGCUGUGCAGCGACGCUCCCCAUCCAACCUGACAGAGCUUGAGAGGAUCUGCAGAGAAGAAUGGGAGAAACUCCCCAAAUACACGUGUGCCAAGCUUGUAGUGUCAUACCCAACUCGAGGUUGUAAUUGCUGCCAAUGGUGCUUCAACAAAGUACUGAGUAAAGGGUCUGAAUACUUAUGUAAAUGUCAUAUUUCCAUUUUUAUUUGUAAUAAAUUAGCAAACAUUUCUAAAACCCUGUUUUUGCUUUGUCAUUAUGGGGUAUUGUGUGUAGAUUGAUGAGGAGGGAAAAAACAAUUUAAUCCAUUUUAGAAUAAGGCUGUAACAUAACAAAAUGUGGAAAAAGUCAAGGGGUCUGAAUACUUUGAGAAUGCACUGUAUGGUAGCUCCCUAAAUGUCAACCGGAGAAACCAGUAGCCAUUUGACAUUAUUUCGAGAUAUGCAAGAGAGACCUUAGCAAGCUUAUGACAUAACGAUGUAAAUCUGUGGCCGUAUGUAUCAACCUUCUCGGAGUAGGAGUGUUGAUCUAGGAUCAGGUCCCCCCCCCCUGUCCAUUAAUCCCAUUCAUUGUGAUCUAAAAGGCAAAACUGAUUCUAAAUCGUCACUCCUACUCUGAGACACUUUAUACAUACGGUCCCAGAUGCUCAUAAAAACCCACUGUUAGAAUCUGGCUUUCUGGGAUUCCAACACUUUUGCGCCCCAUCUGGUCAGUCAUGUCAUCCGAUUGUCUGGUCCUAAUGUCAGCUCACCUGUCAUCUGAAUUGCUGUGGUUACCUCUGAGUGAAAAACCUUUCUUAGCACUGGGGUAUCUUACUUAUAUUAGAGUUUUGAUAUCGAUUCUCUCCUGACCUGCACCUUGAGGACUAUGGUCUAGUGGAAUCCAGCAUUCCACUUCUGACUUCUAGAUCACACACGUUCGUUCAUACAAUGAAGAGCUACAAGAACUAGAUCACAGUUUGUUUUGAUGAUGGUGACGUUGCUUGAGUGUGGAGCUGUCUGGAUUGUGGCCCUCGAGGAGCAGGAUUAGGUCUCCUUUGUGUGGGCAUGAUGUGUUGUUGCUCUCCCUGCCGUGGGUGGGAGACAGAUGGAGUUACUAGCUUCUACAGUACUCUCCUGGCCUCCCUGUGUUGUAAACCAGCCUGUGUGUGUGUUUUCAGGAGGUAGCGUCCCUAGCGGGGUCCCGGGCUCUCUCCCCCCGGUGGCGUCGGCAGGACUGCGUCACCCCCAGAGUCAGCUGACGGGUACGUCGGCGGCAGACCGCUACGCCGCGCUGGCCGAGCUGGACAACGUGUUCGGCUCGUCGGCCCCCGCCACCAGCGUCUACAACACCAUCAGCACUUCUCAAGGGUACGAGAACACACCAUCAGAUUAAUUCAACCUCUUUCCAUUACCCUAUAAUCUAUGCCUUGAGUUCUUUCUUUCUGUCUGUCUUUCUGUCUCAUAUUCACAUCUUUGUAAAUAUAUAAAGCAACUUUCUUGUUACCAUCAAGUAGGGCUAUCUUUCAAAAUUAUAGUCAGCCCUCUCACCUCUGUCUCUGGCUGCAUCCCAAAUCGUACCCUAUUCUCUAAAAGUGCGCUACUUUUAGCACUACUGCUAGGGACCAUGUAGGAAAUAGGGUGUCAUUUGGGACGUGGCCUCUGUCAUGGUUAGUCAUUGUGGUCACUCUAACGCCAGUGUUGUGUUGUGUACCAGGGGGAUGUUUGGCCCUGUGACAGGAGUCUCGUCAGCCCAGGCACAACAAUGUAUGUCCAGCAUGCCCCAGGGUUUUGGAGGUGAGUGACAACACUACAUGUGUGUGUUUCCAUUCCCUACUCUUUCCCACUUAGUGUGCGUUACACUACUUCACUCUCCACCUCGGGUUUAAAAAUAUUGGAUAGGUGUAAGCAUGGACAAUAUGGAGUUUUCUUCAUAUUUCACUCACUGUCUUGCGUCCAUUACUUUUCAAUUCAUGAGGGGGAGUCAACUGUUGUGGAAAUUCACCACUAAGGACUCAAAGUCAAAGUAAAUGAAGCAAUCUUUAUUGCUUACACUUGUAAAACUAUAGCAGUUUAAAGUUUAACUUAAGACCUUUGCUUCAUACAGUUACACACUUUCAUUUAUGUAAGUUCUCCAUCAAUGUUAUCACACACACAAGGACAAAUAGUCCCAACAUAGCCCAUUUUGCAAGGUUGACAGACUAUGAUCCAAACAUAGUUGACAGCCAAACUGUCACCUCCCAAUCGUUAUCUUCAUUGCCAGAGUAGCUUCUAGCGGUUUCUGAUAAUGACAUUUCAGCUGGAGCUUUGACUUUCUCUUCCUCCUUCGGGUUCCUAAGAGAGUGACAGCAAAAGACUUGAAAAGAAAAAGAAAACACAAAAUAUGACAAGUAUUAGUAAUGCGUUAAGCUAUGCAUAAUCAUCAUGUAUGGCAAAAACCGAAGUUUGAUAACAUGACGAUUCCCACUUUUCCUUAGCCUGACUCUAUACCUUUGGGAUACUGUUCUGCUGGGGUCCACAAAAAUGAAGGCUCUAAAAACACCUACUCAUGCUUUUACCCAGUCUUCCCCCGUCAGGCUGCAGGUUUUACGAGAGGUGUUCCCACGCCAUAUCACCCUCACUUCGCCUCUGUUUUUGUGCUAUGUGCAGUCAACUAGUAUAAUUAUUGUUUUCCCAAACAUAUCAAAUCAAAUGUUAUUUGUCACAUACAAGUGUUUAGCAAAUGUUAUUGCGGGUGUAGUGAGAUGCUUGUGCUUCUAGCUCCGACAGUGCAUUAAUAUCUAACAAUUUCACAACAUAUACCCAAUACACACAAAUCUAAGUAAGGAAUGGAAUUAAGAAUAUAUACAGUGAUGGAAAAAAGUGUUUGAUCCCCUGCUGAUUUUGUACGUUUGCCCACUGACGAAGACAUGAUCAGUCUAUAAUUUUAAUGGUAGGUUUAUUUGAACAGUGAGAGACAGAAUAACAACAAAAAACUCCAGAAAAACGCAUGUCAAAAAUGUUAUGAAUUGAUUUGCAUUUUAAUGAGGGAAAUAAGUAUUUGACCCCUCUGCAAAACAUGACUUAGUACUUGGUGGCAAAACCCUUGUUGGCAAUCAGAGGUCAGAUGUUUCUUGUAGUUGGCCACCAGGUUUGCACACAUCUCAGGAGGGAUUUUGUCCCACUCCUCUUUGCAGAUCUUCUCCAAGUCAUUAAGGUUUCGAGGCUGACGUUUGGCAACUCGAACCUUCAGCUCCCUCCACAGAUUUCCUAUGGGAUUAAGGUCUGGAGACUGGCUAGACCACUCCAGGACCUUAAUGUGCUUCUUCUUGAGACACUCCUUUGUUGCCUUGGCCGUGUGUUUUGGGUCAUUGUCAUGCUGGAAUACCCAUCCACGACCCAUUUUCAAUGCCCUGGCUGAGGGAAGGAGGUUCUCACCCAAGAUUUGACAGUACAUGGCCCCGUCCAUUGUCCCUUUGAUGUGGUGAAGUUGUCCUGUCCCCUUAGCAGAAAAACACCCCCAAAGCAUAAUGUUUCCACCUCCAUGUUUGAUGGUGUUCUUGGGGUCAUAGGCAGCAUUCCUCCUCCUCCAAACACGGCGAGUUGAGUUGAUGCCAAAGAGCUCUAUUUUGGUCUCAUCUGACCACAACACUUUCACCCAGUUCUCCUCUGAAUCAUUCAGAUGUUCAUUGGCAAACUUCAGACGGGCCUGUAUAGAUGCUUUCUUGAGCAGGGGGACCUUGCGGGCGCUGCAGGAUUUCAGUCCUUCACGGCAUAGUGUGUUACCAAUUGUUUUCUUGGUGACUAUGGUCCCAGCUGCCUUGAGAUCAUUGACAAGAUCCUCCCGUGUAGUUCUGGGCUGAUUCCUCACCGUUCUCAUGAACAUUGCAACUCCACGAGGUGAGAUCUUGCAUGGAGCCCCAAGCCGAGGGAGAUUGACAGAUAUUUUCUGUUUCUUCCAUUUGCGAAUAAUCGCACCAACUGUUGUCACCUUCUCACCAAGCUGCUUGGCGAUGGUCUUGUAGCCCAUUCCAGCCUUGUGUAGGUCUACAAUCUUGUUCCUGACAUUCUUGGAGAGCUCUUUGGUCUUGGCCAUGGUGGAGAGUUUGGAAUCUGAUUGAUUGAUUGCUUCUGUGGACAGGUGUCUUUUAUACAGGUAACAAACUGAGAUUAGGAGCACUGCCUUUAAGAGUGUGCUCCUAAUCUCAGCUCGUUACCUGUAUAAAAGACACCUGGGAGCCAGAAACCUUUCUGAUUGAGAGGGGGUCAAAUACUUAUUUCCCUCAUUUAAAAUGCAAAUCAAUUUAUAACAUUUUUGACAUGCGUUUUUCUGGAUUAUUUUGUUGUUAUUCUGUCUCUCACUGUUCAAAUAAACCUACCAUUAAAAUUAUAGACUGAUCAUUUCAUUGUCAGUGGGCAAACGUACAAAAUCAGCAGGGGAUCAAAUACUUAUUUCCCUCACUGUACAUAUAUGGACGAGCAAUGACAGAGCGGCAUGGGCUAAGAUACAGUAGAAUAGUAUAGAAUACAGUAUAUACAUAUGAGAUGAGUAAUGCAAGAUAUAUAAACAUUAAAGUGGCUAGUGUUCCAUUUCUUAAAGUGGCCAGUGAUUUCUAGUCUAUGUCUAUAGGCAGCAGCCUCUAAUUUGCUAGUGAUGACUAUUUAACAGUCUGAUUGCCUUGAGAUAUAAGCUGUUUUUCAGUCUCUCAGUCCCAGCUUUGAUGCACCAGUACUGACCUCGCCUUCUGGAUGAAAGCGGGGUGAACAGGCAGUGGCUCGGGUGGUUGAUGUCCUUGAUGAUCUUUUUGGCCUUCCUGUGACAUCGGGUGCUGUAGUUGUCCUGGAGGGCGGGUAGUUUGCCCCCGGUAAUGCAUUGGGCAGACUGCACCACCCUCUGGAGAGCCCUGCGGUUGCAGGCGGUGCUGCUGCCAUACCAAGCAGUGAUACAGCCCGACAGGAUGCUCUCAAUUGUGCAUCUGUAAAAGUUUGUGAUAGUUUUAGGUGCCAAGGAAGGCUCUGUUGCACCUUCACCACACUGUCUGUGUGGGUGGACCAUUUCAGUUUUUCACUUUGGCCACGGAGGAGAGCCCACAGUCCUUGGUAGUGGGCCGCGUCUGUGGUACUGUGAUAUCCUCAAAGCAGGUGAAGAAGGUGUUUAGCUUGUCCGGAAGCAAGACGUCGGGGUCGGUGACGUGGCUGGGUUUCCUGUUGUAGUCCGUGAUUGUCACAUACGUCUCGUGUCUGAGCCGUUGAAUUGCGACUCCACUUUGUCUCUAUACUCAGGAGCCCUCCCCCCUCCUGAGUCUAGGAUGUACAAUGAAUCUCCGUGGCUAGGCAGGUGGUGUUAUCGUCCCAGCCCAAGUCCAGAACCUUUUGUACUCCUCCACACAUCUCCCAGUCUCCUUAUCAGUCAGGAGAAGCCUUGAGAUUAGGAAGUGCACAUUCUUGCAGCCUGCCACAGUCCACUAUAUAAUUAUCCUUCUCAUACACAAAGAGCUAUUUCUGAGAAUAAGCAAUAUAUUCAUACUCAAGUGAAUAUAAUGAGGCAAAACAUAUUGAGAGAAUAUAAUGAUAUAAAACAGUGAAGCUACACUACCGUUCCAAAGUUUGGGGUCACUUAGAAAUGUCCUAUUUUUCGAAAGGAGCACCGGGGCCUCCCACUCAUCUUUCUAUUCUGGUUAGAGACAGUUUUCAGCUGUGCUAACAUAAUUGCAAAAGGGUUUUCUAAUGAUCAAUUAGCCUUUUAAAAUGAUAAACUUGGAUUAGCAAACAUAACGUGCCAUUGGAACACAGGACUGAUGGUUGCGGAUAAUGGGCCUCUGUACGCCUAUGUAGAAUGUAGAUAUUCUCUGUAGCUCAACUGGUAGAGCACGGCGCUUGUAACGCCAGGGUAGUGGGUUCGAUCCCCGGGACCACCCAUACACAAAAAAUGUAUGCACGCAUGACUGUAAGUCGCUUUGUAUAAAAGCGUCUGCUAAAUGGCAUAUUAUUUAUAUUAUUAAAAAAUCCGCCGUUUCCAGCUACAAUAGCCAUUUACAACAUUAACAAUGUCUACACUGUUAUUUUAAUGGACAAUUUUUUUUAUUUUCUUUCGAAAACAAGGACAUUUCUAAGUGACCCCAAACUUUUGAACGGUAGUGUAAAUGUUCAGACAUCACACAGAACUUGCUUAGGUAUUCACUCAGAAUCCCUAUAUAACGUUAUCAAUCGAAGUCCAUGCAGAACUUUGUUCAGUUCACACAGAACUUUCUUAGGGAUUCACAUCCACACCACCAGCAACAAUCAGCACAGCGUAGUCAGCCUGAGAGGUACCAGUGAUCAUGUUCUUGAUGAAAUCUCAGUGUCCGGGGGCAUCAAUGAGCCCUUGCUCAUCUCAGCUGCUUCCUUCUCAAAGUUUUCAAUGGUUCUCCUGUCAAUGCCUCCGCACCUGUAGAUCAGAUGGCUGGUGGUGGUGGACAGAACCCAUAUAUAACGAUAUCAAUCAAAGUUCACACAGAACUUGCUUAGGCAUCCACACAGAAUCCCUAUAUAACGUUCAGUUCACAGAACUUUCUUAGGUAUUCAUUCACACAUGCACCACAUACUCGAGACACCAUUUCCCGCUUCUGGUUGUUUACAUAUUCAAACGAAGUUCACACAGAACAUUUGUGCAGUUCACACAGAACUUCCUUAGGUAUUUCCACAGAAUGUCUAUAUAAUGUUAUAAACGAGGUUCACCAAACCUUUGCCUAGUUCUCUCUUAGAACUUGGAUCCCUUCUUAAACAAUGUAUUACUUCAUUUAAAAUGACUUACUGAAAUCAGUUGAGUUGACCUUCUAGGUUUCGUGGAUGUUGUUUUUCCUCCCUGACACGUCCCACAGUGAAGGUCUGGUCCGGGUGGGUCCUCGUCCUCUUUUAGUGAGACGGGAAUUUCCCUUUCCGCCUUCCAAGAAUGCGCCACCGGUGUUCCCACUGAGACCUUCACUGAUGGAUCACGUCGAGAAAAUCAAAUAUCUUGUUUCGUGACCCCAGAAUUGUAGUGGAAAUUCACCACUAAGGACUCAAAGUAAAUGAAGUAAUCCUUAUUAUCACGGCCGAAGAUAAUAAGCGCAGUGGUCUAAGGCACUGCAUCGCAGUGCUAGCUGUGCCACUAGAGAUCCUGGUUCGAAUCCAGGCUCUGUCGUAGCCGGCCGCGAUCGGGAGACCCAUGGGGCGGUGCACAAUUGGCCCAGCGUCGUCCAGGGUAGGGGAGGGAAUGGCAGGCAGGGAGGUAGCUCAGUUGGUAGAGCAUGGCGUUUGCAACGCCAAGGUUGUGGGUUCGAUUCCCACGGGGGGCCAGUAUGAAAAAUAAAAGAAUGUAUGCACUCACUAACUGCAAGUCGCUCUGGAUAAGAGCGUCUGCUAAAAUGACUAAAAUGUAAAUGUAAAAUGUUCACAAACUCAAUACAAGCUUGAUGAAAACGCUGAAGGGGAGGUUCCCUUUCAGUCCUUUUAUACUGCUACACAAACAAGUUAUAAGCAUGGUUGGUUCCUGUAUGUGACUGAUUUAUACAACACAAGGCUUCUUACCUUGAAACUGAGACAUUUUAUCACUUCUCUAGUCCCAAUAUAAUGUUCUGGGCGUACAACCAAAUUCAUUAUGAGUGAUAGUGUGGUUUACUCCUUUGUGCAGUCAACCCGUCACUCGCAUGAACCCAACCAAGACAGGUUAUUACAAAAGCAGCAUUGUGCUAAACAUACGAUCACGUACACACAAGAACAUUUCCAUCAUAGAACGAUUGCACACUUCGGGGAGAAGGGGGUAGAUUAGAAUGGGACCGCAACCCAUUUCUCCAGAGCUGAAGUAGAUACUUAGCUACUCAGAGAUUAACUAAUAUGAGUUUGAUGUCUCCUCUUCCCUUCUGCCAGGUCCAUCAACAAACCCCUUUGCUGCUGCAGCGGUUGCCCCGGCAAUAGCCACCACCAACCCCUUCCAGAGCAACGGGAGAGCAGCGGCCAUGGCAGCAGCAGGUGGGGACACGCCACGGAUGUUUUGCAUACCCAAUGUAUUUGAAACUAAAGCCAUAGGCUGUGUCCGAAAUCAUUCUUGCCUACUACUUACUAAAAUUCUAUACUAUUUACUAACCAUACUACAUACUGUUUAGAACAUACUGUUUAGUAAAAAUGUAUGCAGUAAGCAACAGAUAUCAACAUACUAGGCACACGCAUACUGAGAAGGCGUCAUGUAAUGCGCAAUUGGGUUGUUCCCUGCCAUUCGUACAUCACGUCUGAUCAUCUGAUUAUUAGCUGUUAUCAAAUACACGUGGGAGUCUGAAAAGACAAUUAUCUUCCUCAAUAGCAUGCAGCGAAUUCGUACUAGAUGAAAGCUGAAAUGAAUAUGACAUCCUGGCAUUUAAAGCUUUCAACAUUUUCGAAAUAUCACAUACUCUAAACCUUUCUAUUUUGCGCAUACCCAAUCAACAUACUAUUUAGAACGCAAGUACAGGUAUUCGGACACGGCCACUGAGUUAGAUAGAGGGCGCACUUAACCCAAAACCUCUCAUGGGCAGCCCCGUUGCAAAGCUAGUAGAUGAGCUCUGAAGUACAUCUCUAAGUAGUCUCCCGAGUGGCGCAGUGGUCUAAGGCACUGCAUCGCAGUGCUAGCUGUGCCACGAGAUCCUGGUUCGUAUCCAGGCUCUGUCGUAGCCGGCCACGACCGGGAGACCCAUGGGGCGGCGCACAAUUGGCCCAGCGUCGUCCAGGGUAGGGGAGGGAAUGGCCGGCAGGGAUGUAGAGCAUGGCGUUUGCAAUGCCAGGGUUGUGGGUUCAAUUCCCACGGGGGGCCAGUAUGAAAAAAUAAAAAUAAAAGAUAAUGUAAGUCGCUCUGGAUAAGAGCGUCUGCUAAAUGACUAAAAUGUAAAUGUAUGACUAAAGCUGAUCUAACUGUCGUGGUUAGCGGCCAUUUUGAGAUAGUGCAGAAGAAAAACAUGUUUCGCAGAUGGUAACCAUAUUCCAAAGUCAUGCUAAAAUAUCACAAAUUAACUGAGGCAGGUGAUCAUGUAAAAGCUUCUAUAUGUAGCAAAAGUCCAUAUUCUUAGAUGAUUACUUUUACAGAGGGUGACUGUGACCACCUGAAACCCUGUGAGAGGACUCAUGGUCACAGUGGUCAUGGUCAUUAGAGGUCAUAAUGAGGUUAUGAACCAGAUGCCUUCACUUCAUCGCUCAGCUAAUUGUAUUCAUCUCUAAGUAAGUCUAUUGCCGGUGGCUCGGCUGCUACUAGACUGGCAGCAUUAUUUACUAACAAUUGUCUGUUGCUAAAUGAGGAGAUAGUCCAAGUAGUAACAGUCUUACAUAGAGUAAAUUGGAGAGACACUGAUUGGUGACUGAGUGUUUCUGUAAUGAGCAUGAAGGUGUGUGCGUACUUAUGUGUACGUCCAAAUGAUGAUGGCUCUGUCUGAUUGCUCCCGUGAUGCUGGACAGGCCUGUUGGGGGCUCUGCAUGGGCAGGGUUACCCUCCAGCCCACUUUGGUAGGUCCCCUCCUCCUCCUCUUCCAGCUCACUCCUUUUCUCCUUCCUUCCCCCUCCUCCUCUCUGCCUCCCUGUGUCUUGGCUGUGGCAGUGCUUCUUAGAGCUCCCCUGAGCAUCCUGUGACUGUCUCGCCAACUGUGCAUGUGUUGUGUGCCCUGACCCCUGACCCCAGUGCUGCUUCUACUGUAUCUGUGAGUGUGGGAGUCCUGAUGCCUCAACUGCCAUAACCAAUCCCCCCCCUGCCCUCACUGACGCUCCCAGACUGUAGUGAUGUGGCAUCGCCGAUUACCCCAUCUUGCCCCCUGCCGGCCAAGAGAAAUAGCCUAACUAACAGUCGUAGCUUUUCAGACUAUAGCUGUUGGCAGUGUGUAUGUCAUCCAGCUGAGCUCUGAGUUUAUAAACUGGUGUUGAAAGGACAUCAAACUGCCAGAUAACCAUUUAAGAGUGUCCUUUAACUGCACAACCAUCUUGACUGUAAGCUUCUUAUAGUUUUUCACCCUCCUGGAUUCUGUACACUGCCUUUGCUGAGAGUGCCUAUACCCUGAGUGCUGUAGGACUGUAGCUGUGUGCUAGAUGCUGUGUAGUUUAAUGCAGGUUAUGUUCCGGAUAGAGCUAGUCUCUGAGACUCGUUCUAGUCACAAAGUAGUUUUUCUGCUGUUGCUGUGUUUGUUUCUCUGUGUUUAAGUGUACACUGCUCAGUAAAGGUGUUUUAGUUCAGGUUGUGUGCCAAUGUUAACCUGGCGUCAGGUGUGAUUAUAGGUAGACAGGGUAGGUAGGUGGGUGUGUACACUACCAGUCAAAAGUUUGGACACACCUACUCAUUCAAGGGUUUUUCUUUAUUUGUACUAUUUUUUACAUUGAUAAUAGUGAAGACAUCAAAACUAUGAAAUAACACAUGGAAUCAUGUAGUAACCAAAAAUGUGUUAAACAAAUCAAAAUAUAUUUUAUAUUUGAGAUUCUUCAGAUAGCCACCCUUUGCCUUGAUGACAUCUUUGCACGCUCUUGGCAUUCUCUCAACCAGCUUAAUGAGGUAGUCUUUCAAUUAACAGGUGUGCCUUCUUAAAAGUUAAUUUGUGGAAUUUCUUUCCUUCUUAAUGCGUUUGAGCCAAUCAGUUGUGUUGUGACAAGGUAGGGGUGGUAUACAGAAGAUAGCUCUAUUUGGUAAAAGACCAAGUCCAUAUUAUGACAAGAACAGCUCAAAUAAGCAAAGAGAAACAACAGUCCAUCAUUACUUUAAGACAUGAAGGUCAGUCAAUAUGGAAAAUGUCAAGAACUUUGAAAGUUUCUUCAAGUGCAGUCGCAAAAACCAUCAAGCGCUAUGAUGAAACUGGCUCUCAUGAGGACCGCGACAGGAAUGGAAGAACCAGAGUUACCUCUGCUGCAGAGGAUAAGUUCAUUCGAGUUACCAGCCUCAGAAAUUGUAGCCCAAAUAAAUGCUUCACAGAGUUCAAGUAACAGACACAUCUCAACAUCAACUGUUCAGAGGAGACUGCCUUCAUGGUCGAAUUGCUGCAAAGAAACCCCUACUAAAGGACACCAAUAAGAAGAAGUGACUUGCUUGGGCCAAGAAACACGAGCAAUGGACAUUAGACCGGUGGAAAUGUGUCCUUUAGUCUGGAGUCCAAAUUGGGGAUUUUUGGUUCCAACCGCCGUGGCUUUGUGAGACGCGGUGUGGGUGAAUGGAUGAUCUCCGCAUGUGUAUUUCCCACCGUAAAGCAUGGAGGAGGAGGUGUUAUGGUGUGGGGGUGUUUUGCUGGUGACACUGUCUGUGAUUUAUUUAGAAUUCAAGGAACACUUAACCAGCAUGGCUACCACAGCAUUCUGCAGCGAUACACCAUCCCAUCUGGUUUGGGCUUAGUGGGACUAUCAUUUGUUUUUCAAAAGGACAAUGACCCAACACACCUCCAGGCUAUUUUACGAAGAAGGAGAGUGAUUGAGUGCUGUAUCAGAUGACCUGGCCUACACAAUCCCCCGACCUCAACCAAAUUGAGAUGGUUUGGGAUGAGUCGGACCGCAGAGUGAAGGAAAAGCAGCCAACAAGUGCUCAGCAUAUGUGGGAACUCCUUCAAGACUGUUGGAAAAGCAUUCCAGGUGAAGCUGGUUGAGAGAAUCCCAAGAGUGUGCAAAGCUGUCAUCAAGGCAAAAGGUGGCUAUUUGAAUAAUCUCAAAUAUAACAUAUAUUUGAUUUGUUCAACACUUUUUUGGUUACAACAUGAUUUCAUAUGUGUUAUUUCAUAUUAUUGAUGUCUUCACUAUUAUUCUACAAUGUAGAAAAUAGUAAAAAUAAAGAAAUACCCUUGAAUGAGUAGGUGUGUCCAAACCUUUGACUGGUACUGUAUGUGUGUCCUUCAGAUGUUUUGUAGUCUGCGUUAACACUUAGCAGUAAUCGUGUAGCGUACGCUCUGUGUAACUGAUGUGAUAUUUUGUAGAUUGUGAGUGUCCUCUCCUCUCCCGCCUGUCUUGCAGCCACGUUUGGCACAGGCUCCAUGAGCAUGCCAGCCGGAUUCGGGAACGCUGCUGCCUACAACCUCCCCACCAGCUUCAGUGGGACCUUCCAACAGCCCUUCCCUGGCCAGGCCCCCUUCCCCCAGCCUCCGGCCUAUCCCCAGCAACCCAACGGUGUGUGUGGGUGUUUGCAUGGGUGUAUGUGUGCUUUGCAUGAAUUUGUGUAGUGUACCCAUUUAAUUUAAACCUUCAGUAUUCAACUCUUUCUCUGGUCCACCAGGAGGGGGGUAUUCUGCCUAUGGACAGGCCAAGGCUGUGGUGACCCCCUUUGGACAGGCGAUGGCUGCACCUGGGGUCUCUAGUAACCCCUUCUUGGUGAGUGGGACCAUCAGGUGGUUUCCACAGUCUCCAUUUGAUAAGACUUGUGUUAAUUUCACUGGUGGUGAUUUAAUGGCUCCCCUUCCUCUCUCUCUCUCUCUCUCUCUCUGUCUCUCUCUGUCUCUCUCUCUCUCUGUCUCGCUGUCUCUCUCUCUCUGUCUCGCUGUCUCUCUCUCAAUGUCUCGCUGUCUCUCUCUCUGUCUCUCUCUGUCUCUCUCUGUAUCUGUCGUCUUUCCAGGCGGGCGCCCCUUCAGGACACUACCCCUCAGGAAGCUCUUCAACUAAUCCUUUCUUAUAGCACUGCUCCACCUAAAGUCCACCACUAGGGUGAUGUCAACUGGCGUGCUCCGCUUGCACCUCUUGCACUGUUUUGUUUCACAAGACGCUUUAAAAAGACAAACAAUGUUUCUAAAACUGGUAUUUUGUAUUAAGUGACGUAACUGACACCGUCCAUGGCAACAUAAAACAAAACAAGGUAAAGGUGUGUAGAGGGAAGGGAGGGUGUUGGGGGCGUCAGGAAGCCUAGCUGUUAAGAGCGUUGGGCCAGUAAUCGAAAGGUCGCUGGUUCGAAUCCCCGAGCCGACUAGGUGAAAAAUCUGUCAAUGUGCCCUUGAGCAAGGCACUUAACCCUAAUUGCUCCUCCUGUAAGUUACUCUGGAUAAGAGGGUUUGCUAAAUGACUAAAAUGUAAAUGUGUUAAAGGGGCAGGGUCUCCUGUCAUCUUCCAUCUAACCUGUGAACUGGCCCAUCCUCAGCUGAGCCCAAUGUAUAUUCAAACUGGCUGACACUAAGUUAUUGCAAAAUAUUCCAAAUCAUUACGCUGCAAUUCUGUAAAUAUUUUUUCUUAGCGGAAAUUAGCUCUGUGCAUAUCAGUAUUUGUACCUUUAACACAAGUUUAAGGCAGAACUGUUACUUGGAAAAGCUGAGAGGACUACUGUGAGUUACUGUAUUUGUAAAGAAGAACCAAAAGUGGUUUGUACAGCGUGGUAUCAGUAGGACUAUUUUUACAGAGAAGAAGAGGAGAACAUGCGUUUCAUAAUUUGUUACAGAAGAGGGGGAGGAGUCUCUCUCCUCUUCGGUGAUUGGCCUCGAGGGCAGAGGCUCCACCUGGAAGGGGAUGGGCUCUCACCUGUCCUGCUGUCCAGGUGGUUUACAACAAUAUAGACUGAAGACCACUGAUGUUGGGUGUUAAAGAGAUUUAAGUUAAUGUGUGUGUAUAUAUAUAUUAAAAUGAAUUUUAACUAAAAAGAAUGACCAAACCAUGUCUUUGUAUUGCUGCACUGUACAUCUCCAUUUUCAUAUAUUUAAAUAUUUUUUAUAUAUAUAAAAAGAUUUCUAUCACUAUGAAGAUGUUGCAGUCUGAAUAAUGUGGAGCUGUUACUCUUGCUCAGGAGUAUAGACUGUAAAAAAUAUCAAACAGACCUGAAUGUCAUCGGUGUCUUUAAUUCAGUAGGGCACAAUGUACCCAAAAAUUGUGCAACGGAAAACAAAAAUGUGCCUACCGAACAUGACCCAGGGCCCAGUGGUCAGUUUCUUCUGCUCAGAGUCUUUGUUCAGGGCCAGUGUCACUGUCUUUCAGACUUGUAGGCUGCUCCUCUGCAGUGGUGGACUCUCGGUGGCUUUGCCGCAUUCUCAUAAUCAUGUACACACCCCUCAGAAAGAAAAUGACAGCGAUGGCUGAGAAGUAG
Coregonus sp. 'balchen' is the source of this 37695-nucleotide messenger RNA. The record is from the annotation of a GenBank genome assembly. NCBI's taxonomy places the organism in Eukaryota, Metazoa, Chordata, Actinopteri, Salmoniformes, Salmonidae.